GCGUACUUUUAUGUGUUACUGGAUCUUUGGCACCUUAGGUCAUGAACCUUAACUCCACCCUCGGUCAGGUUUCCCCUUUAUCUCCCUCCAAACCACAUACCGCGACAACUCGACUUUGGCACAGCACCAUACGCAGCUCCUCCAAUAACUCUUCCCUUGGCUCCCAUCCAUCUACAACCACCGCCUAUAUCAUCGACCUCGCUAUUGAGACUCGCCCAACAUGGCCAACGACGAAUAUGACUUUCUCUUCAAAGUGGUUCUGAUCGGAGAUUCGGGUGUCGGAAAGUCCAACCUUCUUAGUCGAUUCACGCGAAACGAAUUCAAUCUGGAUUCCAAGUCCACCAUCGGUGUCGAGUUUGCCACGAGGUCUAUUCAGGUCGACUCGAAGACGAUCAAGGCACAGAUCUGGGACACUGCUGGCCAAGAGCGUUAUCGCGCUAUCACCUCUGCCUACUACCGCGGUGCUGUGGGCGCACUCCUCGUAUACGACAUCAGCAAGCACCAGACUUACGAAAACGUGACGAGAUGGCUCAAGGAGCUGCGAGACCAUGCUGACGCCAACAUCGUCAUCAUGCUGGUCGGCAACAAGAGCGAUUUGCGCCAUCUACGCGCUGUGCCUACCGAGGAGGCCAAGUCCUUCGCCAGCGAAAACCACCUCUCUUUCAUUGAAACAUCUGCUCUCGAUGCCAGCAACGUUGAACUGGCUUUCCAAAAUAUUUUAACUGAAAUCUAUCGGAUCGUAUCAAGCAAGGCCCUCGACUCGGGCGACGGCGCGCAGGCCAACAUUGGUCCUGGUGAAAGUCUCAGCCUCAGCAAGCCGGCAGAUGAUGGCGCAGACAAGGGAGGCAAGUGCUGCUAAGCGGGCCGCCUCCCUGCUUCUGUUUUUUUUUGGAACUUCUCGAGAUCGUUAGCCUGGCAUGGGUUAGAUACGAUAUCAUGGCGUCUCACAUGUGUCCCGGAAACAUGUAUGUCUCCUAGUAAGGGAAGGACACGGG
This is a messenger RNA of Sodiomyces alkalinus F11, 995 nucleotides long. Its product is annotated as GTP-binding protein ypt3. The record is from RefSeq and is a predicted model, not a curated record. Gene Ontology annotation, molecular function: GTP binding; GTPase activity. Gene Ontology annotation, biological process: exocytosis. Lineage: Eukaryota; Fungi; Ascomycota; Sordariomycetes; Glomerellales; Plectosphaerellaceae. Gene Ontology annotation, cellular component: recycling endosome. The transcript is spliced from 5 exons. Bases 221 to 859 code for a protein of 212 amino acids.